UCUUGCUUUGAGUUCUCUCAGCGACAACCAUCUACACUCGCCGACACCUUUGCACAAUUAAGCCAGUUUUUUUUUUUUUUUUUGAAGAAUUGAUUUUUCAAUGGCCAAUGACAGCUUUAGUGGCAAUUCUCCGCUGCCAGCGGAAAAACUUCCUGAUUGUUGGAAUCAAGAAGAACGAAUAAGCGCGUUGUUUUCACCGUUUCGCAGUAAAUCCGCAAAUCCACAAGAUUGGAUUUCCAAGUAUAAAUUCUGGCAUAACUUGAUAUAUGAGUGGCUGAGGCACUCUAUGCGAUGCAGUUUCUCUGUUGUCGAUUUAAAUCAAGUGUUUAAAAGGAAAGGCUGUACACCUGUUUGCCUGACUACUGUGAUCGAAGAACUUCUUAGAAAUAAUGAGAUAAUUCAAGAGACUGAUUUUUUUAAAGAUCCAUGUGAAACAUGGACUGCAUGGUCAGUUAAUGUACUUGUAAAGAAACCAAUUAGCUGGUCACUUUCUAAAGUAAAGAAUUAUGUAGUGGGCCAGAAUACAAAUGACUUGGAAGUGAAAUAUGUACAUUUGCGUAUUGUGCAAGAAUUGAGUGAUGUUAUUCUCUCUCUUGCCGAAGUUAAACAUAAUAAUGUCUUGUAUUCGAUCUCGGAUAUAAUAGAAUAUUGUAACAGUAAAACAAACCAGCAGAUCUCUGAGAAUUCAAUAAGAUUGGCACUGGAGUGGCUGAGACAGAAAAGGAAAGCGAUUUUAAAGAAAAAUUCUGAUUCGAGUAGCGAAUUGCUGGUUAAACUUUCCACACAAACGAUAAAUGAAAUUACGCAAGUGGAAGAGGGGAUGUACAAGCUAACGAAGCAAGAGAACAAACUGAUUAAAGAAAUAGAACUUCUGGAGAAAGAGAAACUCAGUGUCAUUAAGGAAGUCAAGUUGUAUUUGGCAAAGGAGCUGCGUCAAGUGGCGAAAACACACUUGAGAAGAAAGAUGGAAUUAGAGAAGACAAUAGAGAAACGCGCGCAAGCUCUCGUGAAUUUACGUACUCUUAUCACCAGCAUCGAAGAUGCGCAUUCUAAUUCGGCUGUAUUCUCAGCUUACAAAACCGGAUCUGAUGUAUUGAAGGAAAUAGGAAAAGAUGAAUUAGUGGAAAACGAUGUCAGAGAUGUUAUGGAUGAAAUCAAUGAGGUUUUACUAGAGAACAAAGAGAGAGAGUCGAUUUUAUCGGAGACACUGAUCAAUAGCGAGUCUGAUGCUGAAUUAGAAAACGAAUUAGCGGAACUGUUGAAGGAUGAUGGCGAAAAAGCCUUUUCAACAGGCGACGAAUCAGAAUUUGAAAACUUGGAGCACCGAUUGAAGGACUUGUAUAUGGAUGUUUCUUCCAACACAAAUGUAGCUGUGCCAUCUCGUAAAGACAAGUCGUUAAAAAAGGUGGAAUGUUUGUGAGUUGCAACAACAUAUUU
Messenger RNA from Pseudomyrmex gracilis, 1437 nucleotides. RefSeq names its product charged multivesicular body protein 7. Gene Ontology annotation, biological process: vesicle budding from membrane; late endosome to vacuole transport via multivesicular body sorting pathway. NCBI's taxonomy places the organism in Eukaryota, Metazoa, Arthropoda, Insecta, Hymenoptera, Formicidae. Gene Ontology annotation, cellular component: ESCRT III complex; multivesicular body. The record is from RefSeq and is a predicted model, not a curated record. The transcript has 5 exons. The coding region runs from base 101 to 1420 and encodes 439 amino acids.